UCGAAACAGAGUAUAUAAGCAAGAUUCUCGUUCCCAACAUUCUCUCUCUCUUUCUCUCUCUUACAAAUAUUCCAACUAUCGGUUUCUAGUGAGUUCUUUUUACUGUUAAAGAGUGCAUUUUUGGGACUCGCCAGAAAGCAAAAGCAGAUCGAAGCCUGUAAUUUACAGAGCAUAAAUCAGGAUGGCUGAGGGAGAGGAUAUUCAACCCCUUGUUGUUGAUAAUGGUACUGGAAUGGUUAAGGCUGGCUUUGCUGGUGAUGAUGCCCCCAGGGCAGUGUUCCCCAGCAUAGUGGGUCGUCCCCGACAUACAGGUGUGAUGGUUGGAAUGGGGCAAAAAGAUGCUUAUGUUGGAGAUGAAGCUCAAUCCAAAAGAGGUAUCCUCACCUUGAAGUACCCAAUUGAGCAUGGUAUAGUCAGCAACUGGGACGACAUGGAGAAAAUUUGGCAUCACACAUUCUACAACGAGCUUCGUGUUGCUCCUGAAGAGCAUCCUGUUCUGCUCACCGAGGCGCCUCUCAACCCCAAGGCAAAUAGAGAGAAAAUGACUCAAAUUAUGUUUGAGACUUUCAACGUGCCUGCAAUGUAUGUUGCCAUCCAGGCUGUCCUCUCGUUGUAUGCCAGUGGGCGAACAACUGGUAUUGUGCUCGAUUCUGGUGAUGGUGUGAGCCACACUGUUCCUAUCUACGAGGGGUAUGCCCUUCCCCAUGCUAUUCUGCGGCUGGAUCUUGCUGGGCGCGACCUCACUGAUUAUCUCAUGAAGAUCCUUACAGAAAGAGGUUAUAUGUUUACCACAUCAGCAGAGCGGGAAAUUGUUCGUGAUGUGAAGGAGAAGCUUGCAUAUGUUGCUAUUGACUUUGAGCAAGAAACUGAGACCGCAAAGAACAGCUCUUCUAUAGAAAAAAGCUAUGAGUUGCCCGAUGGACAAGUUAUUACCAUUGGUGCCGAGAGAUUCCGUUGUCCAGAAGUCUUGUUCCAGCCUUCAUUGGUCGGAAUGGAAGCUGCAGGAAUUCAUGAAACAACAUACAACUCUAUUAUGAAAUGUGAUGUCGAUAUCAGGAAGGAUCUGUAUGGAAACAUUGUGCUCAGUGGCGGAUCAACCAUGUUCCCCGGCAUUGCAGAUCGUAUGAGCAAGGAAAUAACUGCCCUCGCUCCAAGCAGCAUGAAGAUUAAGGUUGUUGCGCCGCCUGAAAGGAAGUAUAGUGUUUGGAUUGGAGGAUCAAUCCUAGCUUCACUCAGUACUUUCCAGCAGAUGUGGAUCUCAAAGGGAGAGUAUGAAGAAUCUGGCCCUGCAAUUGUCCAUAGGAAGUGCUUCUAAGCUUGGUGAGUUGGUGAUAUCAAUGCCGGAAUUAGUAUGCGAGUAUUGGGAUUCUAGAAAUGUGGGUGCGAAGGAAGAAAUGAUCGGGGUUUGGAACCCCCAAUUUUCAUGGACAUGAGCAGGAGAUGUUAUGGUUUUUCUUGAUUUUGUGUGGAUUGAGGUUUGGAAUGUGAGUGAGUGAGAGUGGGAUGGGAUUUUAGUGUGUUUAUUAGUAUUAUUAUUAUUGUUAUUGUUAAUUGGCAUUUUGUUGUUAUGUUGGGGAUGUAUCUCUAUUUUACAUAAACUUAUAUGGUUUGGUUGUUUAGGACAAGUCUAUGCCUAUGUGGAUGAUUGAUUGGCUUUGUAAUGCUCAAGUGACCUUACAACUGUUUUUUUGUC
Molecule: messenger RNA, 1693 nt
Organism: Andrographis paniculata
Lineage: Eukaryota; Viridiplantae; Streptophyta; Magnoliopsida; Lamiales; Acanthaceae
Product: actin-104
Exons: 6
Coding region: 182-1315 (377 amino acids)
Source: RefSeq, a predicted model, not a curated record